GAGGGAGAGAGGGAGUGGGAGGAGGAGGAGGAGGAGAGGGAGCCCAACGACCAUUUAAAGCGAUAGCAAUCCCUGCCCUCUCCCCAGUGCUUGGCUGUUGGAGAGCGCGAGCGGCAAGCCAGGGAACCGGGAGCGCAAGCUGGUGCGCGGGCCAGCGGAGCCACAGUGCCAGGUGCCAAAGACUGGCUGACGCCCUGGGACACCCCCACCCUCUCCUGCUGCACCUCCUCGGUCUCCUCCACCCUCUGUGCCUACAGAAGUCCCUGGGCUUCCCCCAAAGGAGCUCACCUCCAGAAGCCCGGACCUGGGAGAGCCCACCAGCAUACCCUCCAGCGCCGCCGCCGCCGCUACCGCAGCAGCAUCCGGAGCGGCAUGGUCCAGCUGGGGAAGCUGCUCCGCGUCCUGACUUUGAUGAAGUUCCCCUGCUGCGUGCUGGAGGUGCUCCUGUGCGUGCUGGCGGCGGCGGCGCGCGGCCAGGAGAUGUACGCCCCGCACUCGAUCCGGAUCGAGGGGGACGUCACCCUUGGGGGGUUGUUCCCAGUGCACGCCAAGGGUCCCAGCGGAGUGCCCUGCGGCGACAUCAAGAGGGAGAAUGGGAUCCACAGGCUGGAAGCUAUGCUUUAUGCCCUGGACCAGAUCAACAGCGAUCCCAACCUGCUGCCCAAUGUAACGUUAGGCGCGCGGAUCCUGGACACUUGUUCCAGGGACACUUAUGCGCUCGAACAGUCGCUCACUUUCGUCCAGGCGCUUAUCCAGAAGGACACCUCCGACGUGCGUUGCACCAACGGAGAGCCCCCGGUUUUCGUCAAGCCAGAGAAAGUAGUUGGAGUGAUUGGGGCUUCGGGGAGCUCCGUCUCCAUCAUGGUAGCCAACAUCUUGAGGCUUUUCCAGAUCCCUCAGAUUAGUUAUGCAUCCACGGCCCCUGAACUCAGUGAUGACCGGCGCUAUGAUUUCUUCUCCCGAGUGGUCCCACCGGAUUCCUUCCAAGCCCAGGCGAUGGUUGACAUUGUAAAGGCUUUGGGCUGGAAUUACGUGUCUACUCUUGCAUCUGAAGGAAGCUAUGGAGAGAAAGGUGUGGAGUCCUUCACACAGAUUUCCAAAGAGGCAGGUGGGCUCUGCAUUGCCCAGUCCGUGAGAAUCCCCCAAGAGCGCAAAGACAGGACCAUUGACUUUGAUAGAAUUAUCAAACAGCUCUUGGACACUCCCAACUCCAGGGCCGUCGUGAUUUUUGCCAACGAUGAGGAUAUAAAGCAGAUCCUUGCCGCCGCCAAAAGAGCUGACCAAGUAGGCCAUUUUCUCUGGGUCGGGUCAGACAGCUGGGGUUCCAAAAUCAACCCACUGCAUCAGCACGAAGAUAUUGCGGAAGGAGCCAUAACAAUCCAGCCUAAGAGGGCAACCGUGGAAGGAUUCGAUGCUUACUUCACAUCCCGGACACUUGAAAACAACAGGAGAAAUGUAUGGUUUGCUGAAUAUUGGGAAGAAAACUUCAACUGCAAGUUGACAAUUAGUGGGUCCAAAAAAGAAGACACAGAUCGCAAAUGCACAGGACAGGAGCGAAUUGGAAAAGACUCCAAUUAUGAGCAGGAGGGUAAAGUACAGUUUGUGAUCGAUGCUGUCUAUGCCAUGGCCCAUGCUCUUCAUCACAUGAAUAAGGAUCUGUGUGCUGACUACCGCGGAGUGUGCCCAGAGAUGGAGCAAGCAGGGGGCAAGAAGUUGUUGAAGUACAUCCGCAACGUUAACUUCAAUGGUAGUGCUGGAACCCCAGUAAUGUUUAACAAAAAUGGGGAUGCUCCAGGGCGUUAUGACAUCUUCCAAUACCAGACAACAAACACCACCAACCCUGGUUAUCGUCUCAUUGGGCAGUGGACAGAUGAACUUCAGCUCAAUAUAGAGGACAUGCAGUGGGGCAAAGGAGUCCGAGAGAUCCCAUCCUCUGUGUGUACAUUGCCAUGCAAGCCUGGGCAAAGGAAGAAGACACAGAAGGGAACGCCUUGCUGCUGGACCUGUGAGCCCUGUGAUGGAUACCAGUAUCAGUUUGACGAGAUGACCUGUCAGCAUUGUCCCUACGACCAGAGGCCCAAUGAGAACCGAACUGGCUGUCAGAACAUCCCAAUCAUCAAACUGGAGUGGCACUCCCCCUGGGCUGUCAUUCCUGUCUUCCUGGCAAUGCUGGGGAUCAUUGCCACCAUCUUUGUCAUGGCGACUUUCAUCCGCUACAAUGACACACCCAUUGUCAGGGCAUCUGGGCGGGAACUCAGCUAUGUUUUAUUGACAGGCAUCUUUCUCUGCUAUAUCAUCACCUUCCUAAUGAUUGCCAAACCAGAUGUGGCAGUGUGUUCUUUCCGACGAGUCUUCUUGGGCUUGGGCAUGUGUAUUAGCUAUGCAGCCCUUUUAACAAAAACCAAUCGGAUUUAUCGCAUAUUCGAGCAGGGCAAGAAAUCGGUGACAGCUCCCAGACUCAUAAGCCCAACCUCACAACUGGCGAUCACUUCCAGUUUAAUAUCGGUGCAGCUUCUAGGUGUCUUCAUUUGGUUUGGGGUUGACCCCCCCAACAUCAUCAUAGACUACGAUGAGCAUAAGACCAUGAACCCAGAACAAGCAAGGGGCGUUCUCAAAUGUGACAUCACAGACCUUCAAAUCAUUUGUUCUCUGGGAUAUAGCAUUCUUCUCAUGGUCACAUGUACUGUGUAUGCCAUCAAGACUCGGGGCGUACCAGAGAAUUUUAAUGAAGCCAAGCCCAUUGGAUUCACUAUGUACACGACGUGUAUCGUAUGGCUUGCCUUCAUCCCAAUAUUUUUUGGCACAGCACAGUCAGCAGAAAAGCUCUACAUACAAACUACCACGCUUACAAUCUCCAUGAACCUAAGUGCGUCAGUGGCGCUGGGAAUGCUAUACAUGCCGAAAGUGUACAUCAUCAUUUUCCACCCUGAACUCAAUGUCCAGAAACGGAAGCGAAGCUUCAAGGCCGUAGUCACAGCAGCCACCAUGUCAUCAAGGCUGUCACACAAACCCAGUGACAGGCCCAACGGUGAAGCAAAGACAGAACUCUGUGAAAAUGUAGACCCAAACAACUGUAUACCACCAGUAAGAAAGAGUGUACAAAAGUCCGUAACUUGGUACACUAUCCCACCAACAGUAUAGCUUUUGACUGCUUUCCAAAAGGUAAGAAAACAAUCUCCUUCUCAUUUGUUUGUGUGUUAUUGUCUACACCAAAAAUAGAAAUGUUUUUUUUCUGAACAUCAUGCAUGACAAUGUGAGAUUCUAUCUUUAUGACAAAAUGAUAUGAAUAAUGAUCAUUUUCAUGAGCUCAGUGAUAGCUCCAGUUACCUGCCGGGUAUCUUUGCUGGAGAACAUGGUUAUGGGUGGGACAACUGGCCAGUUGCUUUAGAGAAUGUGUGCUGUUUAUUCUGACUCUGAGUCUACUUUAAAAUAAUUCAUGUCAACAAUUAUGUUAAAAUGUGAGGUUUUUAUAUCCUGACAGUAUGGACCACUGACAGGGAAAGAGGGAGCAUGCUUUACAAGUCAAGUGAAAAUAUCUACUUCAGUCAUUAUUACUUUGUACAUCAAAAUAAAUGUAUGCAUUUCUAGAAACGUUCAAAAAAUAGAAGUGACUGGUCCUACCAUUGUGAGACUAAUUGUCUUCUUUCUUUUUCUUUUUCUUUUUUUCUCCUUUCAUUCAUUUAUUCUUUUGUUCAACAAAUAACUACAGGAAAGUUUUAUGGCUGGGAUUAAUGAUCUGCCGAUCACAGUUCUUGUCUGAGAAAUCAAGCCAACUGUAGUAUUCUCUGAAACUAGAGAAGGGGGUCAAAGAAAGAUGACAAAGUUCUAAGGAAAAUACCAAAAUUAGCCAGAGGCUUUACCAUUUAAAAUCAUGUUUUGGAAACAAUGGAUUACGUGACUGUAUGAACUGGUCUUAUGAAUGAACUUCCUUGAAAGCAUCAAAUGACUGAUCAGUCAUGCUCAUAUGCUAUCUUGUUACCCCAUUAGUCAACAUAUGCUUGAAAAGACUAUUCUUAGUGGUGCUACUAGCCUUCUCAUUCCUGAAUGUCAGCUAAGCAAAUGGAAUCACAGUGAAAAACAACUCUUGCUUUCAGGAGGCUUUGCUAGAUGGAUUCAGGGCCUUCCAAAUGGUAGGAAAAAUAGAGGGGAGUCCAUGGAGAGGAAGGUGAAAGGCAGGGGGUAUGCCUCCACAGCUAAGAGUGUGCAGUGCUCAUAGAAGACUUGAGUUCUAUUCCUGUCACUCAGAUUGGAAGGCUCACAACUACUGCCCACUUCACUCCAGGAGUGUGAGGCCCUCUUCUGGCCUCCAUGGAUAUCAGAACUUGCAUGUAUAUUAUCACACACACACACACACACACACACACACACACACACACACACACAUGUAAAAUAAAAGUUGAAAAUAUGAAGUAGAUUGGACUGGAAGAUUUCCUUCUGAUUGUCAACAGCUGGAAGGCCUAUCUUUAGAGAUCUCCGAAUGUGAGGCCCUGCAAUGGAAAGUAACAUUUUGUUUAGCAAUGCUUAGCUACUAGCCUUUCUCUUUGUGAGUCUCUGUCAUGGGACUUCUGUCAGAUCACUGCCUGACUCCUACAAUAUGUUUUUUUUAAAUGAUAUUCUGCAUGCAAAUAGUAUCUUGGCCUUAAAAAUUCUACUUAGUACUCAAAGGCAGGAUACAAUUACUUUCGGAGAGUAAUUACAUUUCUUGUUGAUUUUAGAUGGAUGUAACAUCUCAGUCUUUAAUUUCAGAUGUAUUGUUUCCAUAGUUAUUUCCUUUUCCCGUAUCAACAUGAUCUGUCCUAGAUUUUAAAUAGGGCAUUCUUCCCUACAGUGAAUAUGUAACUGUACCCCAGUGAGAUUUCAAGUCUCUGCAGUACAAUUGCUUGUCAAAACACUGUGAUGCAGCUCCUCAUUUAACAGUUCUUUUGCAGGAGACCUCCUGAAAAUAAAUGAGAAAGAAUUAUCCCCAGGAAAAAAAAGAUAGAUUAAAUAUCCAUCUAUUAAAAUUUUUCUUAGCUCCAUUCUCAGUUGGUGCCUUUAGGUUUAAAGGGAGUAAUAGGAAACUGUGAAGUUUAUCUUCCAGCCAAAAGAUAUUUCUAGGGUUCUGCAUGUUGGCUUGUUAAGGUAGGGAGCUUGCUGCCAAGCUUGAUGACCUCCAUUACAUCCUGAGAUCUACAUGAUAGGAGAGCAGAGUCCCACAGAUUGACCUGUG
This is a messenger RNA of Rattus rattus (black rat), 5209 nucleotides long. RefSeq names its product glutamate metabotropic receptor 7 (gene Grm7). Gene Ontology annotation, biological process: regulation of synaptic transmission, glutamatergic; G protein-coupled glutamate receptor signaling pathway. The coding region runs from base 373 to 3141 and encodes 922 amino acids. Gene Ontology annotation, molecular function: group III metabotropic glutamate receptor activity. The record is from RefSeq and is a predicted model, not a curated record. Gene Ontology annotation, cellular component: membrane. NCBI's taxonomy places the organism in Eukaryota, Metazoa, Chordata, Mammalia, Rodentia, Muridae. The transcript is spliced from 10 exons.